Topomyia yanbarensis is the source of this 1585-nucleotide messenger RNA. Its product is annotated as peptide deformylase, mitochondrial-like. Gene Ontology annotation, cellular component: mitochondrion. The coding region runs from base 107 to 796 and encodes 229 amino acids. NCBI's taxonomy places the organism in Eukaryota, Metazoa, Arthropoda, Insecta, Diptera, Culicidae. Gene Ontology annotation, biological process: peptidyl-methionine modification; N-terminal protein amino acid modification. The record is from RefSeq and is a predicted model, not a curated record. Gene Ontology annotation, molecular function: peptide deformylase activity. The transcript has 3 exons.
AAUGAAUGAUAUUCACAACCGUGAGGUGGGUAAUAUGUAGUUCGGUUCCAGUAAAUACAAAUCAGCUGGUGGUUUAUAGCUUUCGUACUAAAUAAGGCCCAAAAAGAUGCUACUCCAUUACAUUCAUCGACGUAGUUUUUCAUCAACCAAUCAGGUGGCAUCUUUCGCAAGAUGGUACCGCGGGCUGUGGCAACCAAAAUUAGCAAAUGAACCUCCGUACGAUCAUGUAACGCAAAUCGGGGAUCCUAUUUUAAGGCAGAAAGCCGAUUUAGUUCCACCGGAAGCUGUUACAUCGCCCGAAGUUCGCUUGCUGGUGAAACUCAUAGUGGAUGUCAUGCGGAAGUAUGAUUGCGUUGGGUUAGCUGCACCUCAGAUAGGAAUUUCCUUAAGAAUUUUGGUGAUGGAAUUCAAAGAGAAGUUACGCGAUGAAUUCACCAGCAUAGAGUAUAAAAAUAAGGAAAUGGAAACGUUACCUCUAACGGUUUUCAUCAACCCCGAACUGAAAGUCACCAACUUCGAAAAAAAGGUCUUCCCCGAGGCAUGCCAAAGCGUUCGAGGCUACAGUGGGGAAGUGUCCAGGUACUCAGAAAUACUACUCCGUGGGCUUGAUGAAAAUGGAGUCAGUAAGGAACUCACUUUGAAAGGAUGGAAUGCACGAAUUGCUCAGCACGAAAUGGAUCAUUUGAAUGGAAUCAUCUAUACGGACAUUAUGAACCGACAGACUUUCGCAUGCACAUGCUGGCAAGCGGUUAACGCGCACCGUGGACGAGUGCGUAUUGGUUUUCACAAGAAGUGAUUUGUAUACAGAACUACUAAGGAAAAAAUAUGUUGGUUAUUUUAGAAUGCUUUACGAUGCACAAAUGUUGAGAAAAAAACUGUAUUAAUGUCAAUGUUAAACAUCGGUGCUAAAAAUAUUCAAACUUCAAUUGUCUUUUCCUUGGGUUUGGAAAGAUUUAAGGUUCAACUGAGAAAGUUUCAAAAAACAAUCUUUGAAAACGAAAAAAAAAGUUUUUUCUCUGCUCUACACAAUCUUUAUGAAAAUAAAUCAAUGCGUUCAAGGCUUGUUAGAAUACUACUGAUUGAUAUGGUCGCUUUUCGAGGUUUUUUCAAUUGAAGUUUAUUUAAUUUUUAUUUGGCUUAACACAGCGACGAGCAAAAAAUGUAUUUUAUUUUGAAAAACUGCACAUACUUUAGGAAAUAUUUUUUAAAACGCCAAAUUUGCAAAAAAAAGAUUGUUUCUAGGAAACAUGUUUUAAGCCAAGGGUAGAUGCUCAUGUAAAACACGUUGAUUUAUUUGAAAAGUCAAUUUUUCCGUUGGUUAACGUCACUUUUUAAAAUGCUUCAAUGCGCAGAAUAAAAACUUUUUGACAAUGUAUUUUAACAAAUUCAAUAGCUCCUAGCUACAUUUUGGGUAUUAAAAUAGCCGAGCAAAACUAUUUAUUGAGACUCACAAACAAAACUGAUUCUCAGAGCCGUAGCGUACGAUUGGCCGGGUUGGCCAUUUCCAAGGACGCCAACCUUAGGGGGCUCUGAAAUCCUGAUCUGCUUUAUAUAAUAAUUGAGGAAAUAUGUUCAAAUAAGACAA